Molecule: messenger RNA, 3331 nt
Organism: Sphaerodactylus townsendi
Lineage: Eukaryota; Metazoa; Chordata; Lepidosauria; Squamata; Sphaerodactylidae
Gene: ANGPTL2
Product: angiopoietin like 2
Exons: 5
Coding region: 610-2076 (488 amino acids)
Source: RefSeq, a predicted model, not a curated record
AUUACCGGUGGAUCCCUUGCUCUUGUGGGAGUGGGAAGCGGAGCUUAUCCAACCAGAACUUGUCUGCUUACCGCAUGCUUGAUUAUCUGGGUGUUUUUUUUCCUCCUUCAGCAUGUAAACUCACCACAAAGGAGCUGAAGUUCAAAUAGGGCUGUUUGAGCCUCAGUUGAAAUGAUGGAUUCAACGCUUCGCAACUAAAAUGCAGGAGAGCUGGAAUUCCUGAAAAGCAAGUCGCUGCUGCAGCCUAUUGUCCCUCGGGGUCUAUAGUAUGUGGACCAACGGAUAAGAUUCAGCAAUCAAGUUAAAAGGAUGAAAGUAAACAAUAAGGAAAACUAACUGGACUGCAAGAACGUUAUGCUUUCAUCCUUCCCAGCGUUAACUAAAUGCAUUAACCUUGUCUACGAACAAAUCUAGGUAACCUUAACUCCUGAUGAAUUAAUUUAUUUUUGUGCAACCAGUGAUGACACUCUUUCUGUGGGCGAGCCAGAGGCUGAAUCUUUGAUUUUUUAAAAACAACAAUAACAACAACUUUAAAGCUUGAAGAAAGAAGUUCCAAGGAAACAGGGUCCAAAGAUUCAUUUAUACAAAACUAUUCAGAAACAAAGGACCAUGAAGGCUACAAUUUGCUUGUUGUUAAUGUCUGCGCUGGGUAUGCAUGCCACCAAGGCUCAAGAUUUUGAAGGCAGAGAUGCAGAAGAAGAACAAGAAUUCAUUUACAAUAACAGGUACAAGCGCUCAAGUGACGCUCAAGACAAGUGUACCUACACCUUCAUUGUACCUCAACAGAAAGUGACAGGUGCCAUCUGUGUUAACUCAAAAGAACCAGAGGUUGUACUUGAAAACAGGGUAAAUAAGCAGGAGAUAGAACUGCUGAACAAUGAACUACUUAAGCAAAAGAGGCAAAUAGAAACUCUGCAGCAGUUGGUGGAGGUAGACGGAGGAAUUGUAAACGAAGUGAAGCUCUUGCGAAAAGAGAGCCGAAACAUGAACUCCCGCGUUACCCAACUCUACAUGCAACUGCUGCAUGAAAUUAUCCGAAAACGGGAUAACGCUCUAGAACUUUCUCAACUGGAAAACAAGAUACUGAAUCAAACAGCUGACAUGCUGCAGCUUGCCAACAAAUACAAGGACUUGGAGCACAAGUAUCAACAUCUAGUCACCAUUGCCAACAACCAAUCGAUCAUUAUUGCACAGCUAGAAGAGCACUGCCAGAGAACACCAUCCGUCAAGCCAAUCCCACAACCUCCACAAACGCCAAACCGAGUCUACCAACCUCCCAAUUUUAACCGUAUUAUUAAUCAAAUAUCUAAUAAUGAAAUUCAGAGUGACCAGAAUUUAAAGGCUCUUCCACCUACACUCCCAACCAUGCCACCAGUUACUAGCAUUCCAACCUCAACUGACAAGCCGUCAGGUCCCUGGAGAGACUGCCUGCAGGCUUUGGAAGAUGGCCAUGAUACCAGUUCAAUAUACCUUGUGAAACCUGAAAACACAAACCGACUGAUGCAGGUUUGGUGUGACCAACGACAUGAUCCUGGCGGCUGGACAGUAAUUCAGAGACGUGUGGAUGGAUCUGUCAACUUUUUCAGGAACUGGGAAACUUACAAGCAAGGGUUUGGUAACAUAGAUGGAGAGUACUGGCUGGGCUUAGAAAAUAUUUACUGGUUGACCAAUCAAGGCAACUACAAAUUGCUAAUAACCAUGGAAGACUGGUCAGGCCGUAAAGUAUUUGCUGAAUAUGCCAGUUUCCGACUGGAGCCAGAAAGUGAAUACUACAAGUUACGUCUGGGCCGUUACAAUGGUAAUGCUGGAGAUUCCUUCACAUGGCACAAUGGAAAGCAAUUCACUACACUGGACAGAGAUCAUGACGUUUAUACAGGCAACUGUGCUCAUUACCAGAAAGGUGGAUGGUGGUACAAUGCAUGCGCGCACUCCAACCUCAAUGGCGUUUGGUACCGCGGUGGACACUACCGAAGUCGAUACCAAGAUGGCGUCUACUGGGCUGAAUUCCGAGGGGGUUCAUAUUCACUGAAGAAAGUUGUCAUGAUGAUUAGGCCUAACCCCAACACAUUCCACUGAAAGCAAUUCUUCUCAUGCCUUUAGUGUGAGGCAUCAGAUGAAAAGCAACUUUUGGAUGUGCUAUACAGAACACAUCUUCUCAGCGAUGAAGAAUGUAAUGUACUGUACAUUAACAGCUAUUAACUGGAGGACUUGUAUAUUGUAUUUUUGAAGAACUGUUCCAGAACCAAAACGACAAGAAACACCUCUUUUUGUAUGAAAAGAUUUUUUCUUCGUUUUAAAAAACUGUCAGAUAAAAUGGACUGUAGAUAAACUGAGAUGCUAAAAAUACUGUCACAUCAACUAAAUAUUUUUGUAUUUUAUAUGCAUAUUUUCAAAUACUGGACAUAUUAAAACUGUACAGCAAGACGUUUUGAUAUAAAAAAAUUCAUUUGACACAGGAAAUUAUAUCCUCUGAAACUAUCUAGCCAGUUCAGCACCACAGAUAGGUAGCAUGAUUGUUUCUUGUUAGCUGUUAAGAAGUAUCUGUUUUGAAGAGUCCUCAUAGUACCUAGUCCAAAAAAGCCCCAUUAUUUUCUCAAGGCAAUAUAAGAACUCAAGAAAUGAGUAAUUUCACACUGUUUGUCAAGCCUUACUUUUAUCUCUUUCUGUUACUUCACUUGCCAGUAUCCGUAAACUGACCAAGCAGGAGUGUUUCGCAUCACAGAAACAGCACCAGCAUUUUUAAUUGACCGUCCACGUACUUCAAAAGCAACCUUGAUGUUAUUUUGCUAACAUGAGUACCUUUAUCAUAUAUAGUACAUUUUACAAGUUUCAAGUUAUUUUGUACCCCAAGAGUUAUUACCAGCACAGUAGUUACAGCAGUAAUGAAAAGAGCUAUCCAGCUUUGCAGGCCAAUGAUGGAUAUAGAUAUAUAAUCUAUUCAUGCACACUUACCUAAUAAAUUCUGAUCCUUGGGAGAGAAUAUCUGUAAUCCAAAGCUAUAUUUGCCGUAUUUCAAUAUUAUUCCCAAAUAUACACAUUAAAAGAGAAUUAUGAGACCAUAUUUAUAAAGUCAAUUGCAGAGAACUAAAUUCCAGCACUCUGCUAAGGUAAGUUUCCAAAAUAAAAUUAUUUUAGCACAUUAUAGGAUCAGUGAAAACCAUAAAUUUUACACUCUUAUUACCUCAUUUAUUUCUUUCCUAGUGUAUGGUGUGUGUAAAAGUACUGAUGCCUGAUGUAGCAUGUCCUGUAUAUAAAUGAAAGUAGGGGUUUUAAUAUAUGAUCAGAUUAUCCUUGUAAUAAUGAAAAUGUUUAAUAAAGGCAACAAAUAAGA